CAUUUGAAAUUUAUUGUCAAUCAGUGUUGCUUCCUAGUUGGACAGUUUGAUUUCACAGAAGUGUGAUUGACUUGGAGUUACAUUGUGUUGUUUAAGUGUUCCCUUUAUUUUUUUGAGCAGUGUAUAUAUAUAUAUAUACAGUGCAUUCGGAAAGUAUACAGACCCCUUCCCUUUUUCCACAUUUUGUUACGUUACAGCCUUAUUCUAAAAUAGAUUAGAUUAAAUAUAUUUUUUUCUCAUCAAUCGACACACAUAAAUACCGUAUUUACAUAAGUAUUUAGACCCUUUGCUAUUAGAGCUCAGGUUCAUCCUGUUUCCAUUGAUCAUCCUUGAAAUGUUUCUUCAACUUGAUUGGAGUCCACCUGUAGUAAAUUCAGUUGAUUGGACAUGAUUCGGAAAGGCUGUCUACAUAAGGUCCCACAGUUGACAGUGCAUGUCAGAGCAAAACGAAGCCAAGAGGUCGAAGGAUUUGUCUGUAGAGCUCCGAGACAGAAAAUGUCAGCAGCAUUGACGGUACCCAAGAACACAGUGGCCAUCAUAAAUGGAAUAAGUUUGGAACCACCAAGACUCUUCCUAGAGCUGGCUGCCUGGCCUAACUGAGCAAUCGGGGGAGAAGGACCUUGGUCAGGGAGAUGACCAAGAACCCGAUGGUCACUCUGACACAGCUCCAGAGUUCCUCUGUGGCGAUGAGAGAAUUGUCCAGAGCACUGCACCAAUCAGGCCUUUAUGGUAGUGGCCAGACGGAAGCCACUCCUCAGUAAAAGGCACGUAAUAGCCCGCUUGGAGUUUGCCAAAAGGCACCCAAAGGACUCUCAGACCAUGAGAAACAAGAUUCUCUGGUCUGAUGAAACCACAAUUGAACUCUUUGGCCUGAAUGCCAAGCGUCACGUCUAGAGGAAACCUGGCACCAUCCCUACGGUGAAGCAUGGUGGUGGCAGCAUCAUGUUGUGGGGAUGUUUUUCAGUGUAGAUAGUGUUAAACAAAUCAGAAUAUAUUUUAGAUUUUAGAUUCCCUUUGCCUUUGCCUUGAUGACAGCUUUGCACACUCUUGGCCUUCUCUCAACCACCUUCAUGAGGAAAACUUUUCCAACAGUCUUGAAGGAGUUCCCACAUAUGUGACUCGUUUCAGGAAACGUGGUGUUUCAGGAAACUAGGCGUAUGUCGCAAGUCACGACUUCACAUGAGAUUUGAACGUUUAUUUAUAUUUUAUAUCAAAAUGCAUUUUUUUGGCAGAAAUGCCUUCUGGAACAUUUUAACUUUCAUGUGCCUUAAUAACAAACUUGUAUGCCAUCUGUAAAUAAGAAUAAAGUUGUUAAAUUACAAGCCUAGUUGGUUUAGCCACAGAAAAAGUCAGGAACCUUCCCACUAGCCAUGAUUGGCUGAGAUAAUGAAUUGGCUGUACAUGCCGAGAGAUGAGUUUCGGAUUGGUCUGCCGUGUAGAAUCUUCUGUCUAUAAAAUGAGCUGCUCGUUAUGUGUAGAUAAUCCUUCUGCUGCAGUUUUUUCAAAAGAUAUAACAUUAGCCAUGGAGAACUGGAAAUGUGUUGCUAAUGCUCUCAAUAACAUUUCUGCCUUGAAUAUAUCAGGCGCUAUCGACAAAGGUCAGUGGGAAAAAGUUGUGAUGGACUACUUUCAGGAGGACGAUAGCACCAUGCUGACUCUCUCUGACUCUGAAAAUGAAUCAGACGUUGAGGAUAUCCCUGAUUUAGGUAGAAACAUUUUCAUUGAAGAAGACAUUGUAGAGGCUUCUGAUGACAGUGAUGGGGGAAGAAACGGCGAUCAACAUAGUUGUUGUCACGGAAGAAGUUGACCAAGUUUAGAAAUCAGUGGAAUGUCUGGUAGAAGCAGAGUAUGAUAAGGAGAUGAAUAGAAUUCUGUCGUUUGAUUGCAAAUGCAGAGGGAGUCGAAAAGAGAACACAGGUGGCUGUUGUAUAAAACACCUGCCUCCGGAUGACAUCUUCAAACUAAGGGCAACCAUGGCAUCCGUGACAGAGAGAGAGAAAGAUUUGAUGAUUCUUAUGGCAUUGCACACAGUCAGUGUGAACCAGAGUGACUUGACAGAACAACGGGCCAAGCAAGCUGUACAAACUAAACGGAAACGACACAGGACGUCUUAUUUAAUGAAAGGGGUUGCAGUCUGCCGUGAAGCGUUCAUCCAUGCAUACAGCAUCAGUAGAGCACGUCUUACUCUCCUCCGCCAGUCAUACAAGGAGAAUGCCUCCCAUCAAAAAGAGAGCUGUCCCAAGCAAGAACAGGUUACACCUGAAGCAUGAGUGAAGGACAGUACUGUGACGGGUCAACAUCCCACAGCUGGUUGGACUGGAGGAUGGUACGGUGCUGGUGGAAAGCUAUGGCUGGCAACAACACCUGGCUCUGUACUUCAGGCCGCUGACACAGAUCAAGCAGUACCAGCACUUCAGCCUGGUGUUGUUGUCGCCAAGGAGCGUUCGGACUCAGUCGGGACCAGGUUUCAGCUGCUGCACAUCGCUGACAUCCUCCCUCCCGUAGAUGGUCUGCUUGUACAAGCACCACCUGGACUGGACACAGCUAGACAAACUCAUCUUUUUGAGAAGAUCAGGGAGUUUUGUGACUAAGAGGCUAUGUACAUCACAUGCCCUGCACCAAAGGCAAGGGCAGGACAUCAACGGGAUCUCCAAAUGUAGAUCCCUUUGUUCAUUCGUGGUUCGGACGGACCAGUUCAUCACUGGGUACAAUGGCUCCCUACCCAACGGAGACAGGGGGAGGCGGAAAAGCCGCUUUGCACUGUGCCGGAGACCCAAGGCCAGCGGGGUGAAACCCAGCACAGUGCACGUGGCGUGCACACCUCAGGCAGCCAAGGCCAUCAGCAACAAGGACCAGCACAGUAUCUCCUACACUCUGUCCCGGGCCCAGACGGUGGUGGUGGAGUACACUCAUGACAGCAAUACAGACAUGUUCCAGAUUGGGCGUUCCACAGAGAGCCCCAUAGACUUUGUGGUGACGGACACGGUGCCUGGCAGCCAGCAGAGCCACGGGGGGGAGGGCCAGACCCAGACCCAGCCUAUCCAGAGCACCAUCUCGCGCUUCGCCUGCCGCAUCAUCUGCCAGCGGAGCCCGCCGUACACCGCUCACAUCUACGCCGCCGGCUUCGACUCCUCCAAGAACAUCUUCCUGGGGGAGAAGGCAGCCAAGUGGAGGACACAGGAAGGACAGAUGGACGGGCUGACCACUAAUGGCGUGCUGGUGAUGCACCCUCGCCACGGCUUCACACAGGACUCCAAGCCGGGCGUGUGGAGAGAGAUCUCUGUCUGUGGCAACGUCUUCACCCUCAGAGAGACCCGCUCUGCCCAGCAACGGGGCAAGAUGGUGGAGAGCGAGAGCCAGGAACUGGUGGAUGGCUCGCUGAUCGACCUGUGCGGCGCCACCCUCCUGUGGCGCACGGCCGAGGGCCUCUCGCGCACUCCCACCGUGAAGCACCUGGAGGCCCUGAGGCAGGAGCUGAAUGCCGGGCGGCCCCAGUGCCCCGUGGGUUUCAACACCCUGGCCUUCCCCAGCCUCCGCCGCAAGGAGAUCCUGGAUGAGAAACAGCCCUGGGCCUACCUCCGAUGCGGCCAUGUGCACGGCUACCACGCCUGGGGAGGCCAAGGACGGGAGCCCGAGGAUGAGGUGGUGGAGGUGGGCCGUGAGAGGGAGUGCCCCAUGUGCCGAACCAGGGGGCCAUAUGUACCGUUAUGGCUGGGGUGUGAGGCGGGGUUUUACUUGGACGCGGCACCGCCCACACACGCCUUUAGUCCGUGUGGUCAUGUGUGCUCGGAGAAGACAGCGGCGUUCUGGAGCCAGAUCCCGCUGCCACACGGCACGCACACUUUCCACGCCGCGUGUCCGUUCUGCGUGCAGCAGCUGGCCGGCGAGAGCGGCUACCUCAGACUCAUCUUCCAAGGGCCCUUGGACUAGAUAAUGGACAGCGGUCUCCUCCCAAACCCCAACUGACGCUUCACAACUACCAGGGUUGUGAUCAUUAAGGCACACAACCGAAAACAUCUUAAAACAUUUUGCAACAGAAAAUGAACAUUUUAGUUUCUUAUUGGACAAAUCCAGGUAGUCCCUCACUGUUUCAGACAGUUUUCUUCUGUUUGGUGGCUAAUGAACAUGACCCAAGACCCCAACUGACGCUUCACAACUACCAGGGUUGUGAUCAUUAAGGCACACAACCGAAAACAUCUUAAAACAUUUUGCAACAGAAAAUGAACAUUUUAGUUUCUUAUUGGACAAAUCCAGGUAGUCCCUCACUGUUUCAGACAGUUUUCUUCUGUUUGGUGGCUAAUGAACAUGACCCAAGGGCCAUUAAAUAACCAAGUGAAUGGUGGAAAAACAGCUUAAAGGACUGUUAAACAUUUCUUAACUUAAAUAUUUUGGAGAGCUACGGAAUACUUUUUUGCUUUUUUUCCAAGUGACCUUUUUUCUAGCAGUGCUGUUUUCGAUACUAUAAUUCUAUUUUUAUGUUAACAAUAAAAAAGCGCUACAGUAUAUGCUAACACAGAAAACUCUUCCACAGGUGCAGAUUUGUAAUGUUCUGAUGCAAAAUCCAUUGUGAGGCUGUGUGUGUGUGGCUUGACGUUUAUAGUCGUUUCUUUUUCUAUCUGAAACUUAUGAGGCAAUUGUAGCAGAAACAAGCAUACUUUGUAAUGCUAGCUACUGUUUUGGAAUGACCUCCUUUUUCUUAGACAUGAAGACCCAUGUUGUUAAACUAGGCCUCAAUAUUUGGCGAUUGCAUAAAAAAAGUGCUUAUGGCCUUGUACCUUUUUUACCAUGAAUCCCAACAUGUACUCUAUCUUAAUGCUAUCAAUCACCACAUCAACACGUAGGUAUAAGGUGGUAUUAGCAGUGGAAGAAUUACAUAAUACAAAAUAAUAUCACUUUUCUCUCUGUGUACCCUUCUGAACAAGGACUGGAGAAACAGAUCUAUGAAUUGACUGAUGGAAACUUGUUGACAAUGACACAUAUCUGAAUGUCCAGACUGUGUUCAAAGCAAGUGAUCAGUUUUUUUUUUUCAAUUGAAGUGUGGCCCUAAACACAUUGACUUUUCAGAUGGUAUGAAAGUUUUCCCCUCUCAUCUUCCAUGUGUACCUGCAUUCAGUGUGUAUAUAAUAUUUAUGUUUAUGUUUGUGUGUAUGUUACUUUACCCAUGUAUCGUCUUCUGAUCUUAAUUUACGCAGUGAUUUGUACCCCAAUUUGAGUAAUGUGUGAGAGCUUAUUUUCUUUACCGUUCAACCAACUUACAUUCAUGUUUCACCAGUUUGUUCUGCUUUAUAUCUUCUUGAUCGCCUGAUGCCUUUAUACAGGAUGUUGAGUAUUAUUUCUGCAAAGAGGGUUGCUGUUGCAGACAACAGAUUUUUUUUACCAAUUGGAAACAAUAAAAGUUAAAAGCUUUUAAAUUGUU
This is a messenger RNA of Salvelinus fontinalis (brook trout), 5416 nucleotides long. RefSeq names its product E3 ubiquitin-protein ligase pellino homolog 1-like. The record is from RefSeq and is a predicted model, not a curated record. Bases 2506 to 3930 code for a protein of 474 amino acids. Gene Ontology annotation, molecular function: ubiquitin protein ligase activity; protein binding. NCBI's taxonomy places the organism in Eukaryota, Metazoa, Chordata, Actinopteri, Salmoniformes, Salmonidae. Gene Ontology annotation, biological process: protein K48-linked ubiquitination; regulation of Toll signaling pathway. The transcript has 8 exons.